CUCAUAAGCAUUUGUCUAGCCUUCUCCCUCUCUCUAACUAAAACCUCCUUUCUUCACAGCCCUUUUAAGAACAACCUAAGUUUCUUACAACAUGAUGACAACAUUUAUGUUGGCAUGGGUAGCAGUCUAGCAGUAUUUUGUUCAACUCAUGUUCUCGGGGCCAAGGACGAUUUCUAUGUCAAUAUCACAAUACUCGAAACCGCAACUGCCCAAGGCGCAGUAUGCCUGGAUGGAAGUCCACCAGCAUAUCAUCUAGAUAGGGGACAUGGUACCGGACUUCGCAACUGGAUUAUCAAUUUGGAUGGAGGCGGUUGGUGCAGCAGUAUUCCAGAUUGCCUUGAUCGUUCAACUUACUUCUUAGGUGGUUCCGAUCAUAUGGGUCGACAGGGUCUUCUUGACGGGAUACUUCAUAAAACUUCCAUAAUAAAUCCAGAGUUUUACAAUUGGAACAGGGUGAGAGUGAAGUAUUGUGAUGGUUCUUCUUUCACCGGUGAUGUUGAACAAGUUGACCCCGAGAACGAGCUGUAUUUUAGAGGGGCAAGAAUAUUUACGGCUAUUGUGGAAGAUCUAUGGAGCAAAGGAAUGAAAAAUGCUGAAAAUGCAAUUCUAUCAGGAACAUCAGCAGGAGGAUUGCCAACAAUCUUGAAUUGCGACAAGUUCAAAUGCCUCUUUCCAAAGGAUGCCAGAGUAAAGUGUGUUGCAGAUGCUGGCUUCUUCAUCAAUGGGAAUACGGCUGUCUUGAGGACAUCACGCAUGGACUCAAAUCCAAGUCACAAAUUUUAUAACUGUGCAAUUGCGAAGGAUGAUGGCACAUACUCAUUUUUCAAAUGGCUCGAUGAGCUAUCACCUCCAAGCAGUCCAUCAACGUUGAGUCCGGGACCCGAGACAUCAAAUUUUCAUGGCUUAGAAAAAUUUAAUCUACUACAAAGGCUCCAAGAAUGCGAAGAAAAUAGAUAUUUUCUUAUGAAUUUAUUCAAAGAAGCCGAAGAAAAAAGGUAUCACCUUAAAGUAUUGCUACAUGACACCCAAAUA
Molecule: messenger RNA, 1032 nt
Organism: Capsicum annuum
Lineage: Eukaryota; Viridiplantae; Streptophyta; Magnoliopsida; Solanales; Solanaceae
Product: pectin acetylesterase 11-like
Exons: 9
Biological process (GO): cell wall organization
Cellular component (GO): plant-type cell wall
Molecular function (GO): pectin acetylesterase activity; zinc ion binding
Source: RefSeq, a predicted model, not a curated record